Williopsis jadinii is the source of this 1760-nucleotide messenger RNA. Its product is annotated as glycosyltransferase family 15 protein. Gene Ontology annotation, biological process: cell wall mannoprotein biosynthetic process; protein N-linked glycosylation; protein O-linked glycosylation. The transcript has a single exon. Gene Ontology annotation, cellular component: membrane; Golgi apparatus. Bases 234 to 1451 code for a protein of 405 amino acids. Gene Ontology annotation, molecular function: alpha-1,2-mannosyltransferase activity. Lineage: Eukaryota; Fungi; Ascomycota; Saccharomycetes; Phaffomycetales; Wickerhamomycetaceae. The record is from RefSeq and is a predicted model, not a curated record.
ACACUAAACACAACCCCCUUUGUUCUGUAAUUGAGCUGCCAAAACAUAUCAAAUUCACGUAUACAUAGAAGAAUCCCAAUGUUAGCGAUGAGGUACCCUCGGCCGGGAAGGGCGAUGAGGCUUAAGUAAUUCCUCGGGACAUUUGUUUCACUGGGGAACCGUAAAAACAUACCCAGCUCAGCCUCUAAACCUGUUCUGUAAGAUCUUUCACGGUUGGUAGGAAGUGGUGAAAGAUGGCUAGGUUCCCGAGAUUGCUGAGGUUCACAGCUGUGCUCGUGCUGGUGAUCUAUGUGUUUGUUCAUAGAUCAGUGACGAAGAGGCAGAGCCAGCACAUACUGGAGCUCAAGCAGAAGUUGCAGCAGCCGGAGGAGCAGUAUGACAUAAAUGGGUCGCUUACAGGCGAUGAGAACCGUGGUGUGAAGGUCGAGUACCUGCCCUCAGGUGAGAUUGAUGCCUCUUUGAAGGUGAACGCUGCGAUGUUCUCACUGGUGAGAAACAGUGAUCUGCAAAAGAUGGCAAGAACGGUACGGUCGUACGAGGACAGGUUCAACUCAAAGUUCCACUACGAUUGGAUCUUUGCCAAUAACGAGCCAUUCACUGAUGAGUUCAAGAGACAGAUAUCGGUACUGGUGACGGGUAACGUGUACUUCGAAGAGCUCCCCUCAGAGUUCUGGAGCUUCCCGGAAUGGAUAGACAGGAGACGAGCGCAGCAGAAUAGGCAGAAGAGUAGGGAAGCUAUGAUGUAUGGAGGCUCACAGAACUAUAGGUUCAUGUGUAGAUUCUUCUCCGGGCUAUUUUACCGGAUGGAAAGGGUUGCAACUUACGAUUACAUUUGGAGAGUUGAGCCAGAAACUGAACUGCUGUGUGAUGUCCAUUAUGACCCUUUUAAAUUCAUGAACGAUAACGAUAUACAUUAUGGAUUUGCCCUGAGCAUCUUGGAGUUCCCUGAGACAGUGCCGACUCUUUGGGAGACCGUGUCACAGUUCAUUGAAGGGUUUCCUCGCUAUAUAAAUGACAACAACCUGCUGGCGUUCAUCUCAGAUGACGAAGGAGCUACUUACAACAUGUGUCAUUUCUGGACGAAUUUUGAGAUUGUUGAUCUUAAUCUAUUCAGAUCAGAGGCGUACAAGGCAUUUUUCCAACAUUUGGAUGUAUCAGGUGGCUUCUUCUACGAGCGUUGGGGUGAUGCUCCUAUACAUUCCAUAGCAGCUUCCCUGUUCCUUUCGAAGAAGCAGAUCCACCACUUCGACGAUAUAGGCUAUUACCAUUCUCCGAAUCACAAUUGUCCUAUAGAUGAUGAGAUAUGGACAAAGAACAGGUGUCUCUGUGAUCAAGCGCAUGAUAUAACUUUUAGGGACUAUUCAUGUGCAGGUAAAUUCUAUGACGUUACAGGAAGAAAGAAGCCAAAAGGAUGGGAAAUCCAUGCUGGUAAAGGUGAUUACUUCGACUAAGUUAGGCAUAUCUCUGUUUUUUCGGUUCAAUGUUAUAGUGCAAGUUGGUUAAACAUGGAGAGGAAGGUUCUUGUACUUGAACAUAUGUAUAUAAGUACCGUUUUCUGAAUAAAUAUCAUGUAUAGGACAUUCUAUUUGUUCCCAUCCUCCCUCGCACCUUCUGGUAAGCUGUGUGGUUCAUCGUGUGACUGCUCCUUCUUGAGGUUCUCUGGGGCAUCCUUAGCGUGAUGGCCAAUCAAACUUUUCAGUUUAUCUGGAAUAUCGUCAAAUACAAGGUCGUCUGUAUUCUGAGAGACGGAUUCUCCCUUC